This is a messenger RNA of Amborella trichopoda, 1393 nucleotides long. RefSeq names its product leukocyte receptor cluster-like protein. Lineage: Eukaryota; Viridiplantae; Streptophyta; Magnoliopsida; Amborellales; Amborellaceae. The record is from RefSeq and is a predicted model, not a curated record.
AGAGAGGGAAGGGCGAGAAACUGAGUUUAGAGAGAGAGAGGAGGUACAUGGUUAAAUGGAUGUUAGGUUUAGAUGGAAGAGAGUUAUUAAUAAUAAUAGAUGAUCGGUUUAGAAGAUGCUGUCGUAAAUAGUUAGAUCCUUAGGUCUCUUAUAAAAUAGGAAUAAAAAAUUAGGGUGCGGAGAUAUUUACCCUUGUUUAUUUUCAUUCUCUUCGUGGGGAGAAAUACGCGCGUCGUAGUUGCGAGUCCGGUAGACGGAGAAACUUAGAAAAGUUUAGAGAGAGAAAAAGCGCUUGGAAUAGAAGAGCAACCAGAGGGAGGAGGGAGCAGUGCGGGAGGCAUCAAGAAUCCGAGAGUAGAGAGAGAGAUGGGAGGGCACGGGGGCCUCAACAUCCUUCCUCAGAAGCGAUGGAACGUUUACAACUACGAGAACAGAGAGAAAGUUCGCCUCGACGAGGAAGCAGCAGCAAGAGAGGAACAACUGAAACAAGAGCAAUCGAGAAAGAGAGACGCUGAAUUUCGCAUAGAGAGACUCAGAGCAUUAAAGGGCUUAACCCCUCAAAGCCGAACCGCGUCCACAUCGAGCCUGGCUCCUGAGCCUGGGUCUAACCACAUAAACUUGUUUGAAGGCUUGAAGGUAUUCGAUUUGGGGCAAGAUACAGAGCCCUCGGCUCUAAAAGAGGGUUUGAAUAGGGAGAAAAAGAGGAGAAAGGAAGAGGAGUCGGCGAAGAUUAUAUUGCCUGAGGAUGAGAAGUACAGGCUUGGUUAUGGGGUGGCUGGAAAAGGGGUGCAGACGCCAUGGUAUCUAUCGAGAAGCUUGGAUUAUGGGGAUAGUUUGAGUGGUGAAGUUGCGGACGAGGAUAAAGGUGCUGGAAAUGGGGGAGAAAUAUCAGGAUCUCCGAAAGUAAGCAAGAAGUCAGUGGAAGAACUAAGGGAGGAGCGCAUGAAGAGGGAAAAGAAAGAGAGAGAAAAGGUACGUAUGCUACUAUCUAACAACAGCAAGGUCUCUCUGGCUGGAAGAUACAAAAGUUCUAUGAGAUAAUUCGUGGACACGGCAUUAUGGUCAGCGAAAAGACUUUUGAUCCAUUGGCUAUGGAAUUUGGAAAAUUGAUUUAUGCACUUCAUGAAUAGUCAAUAUUGCCCCGGUAUAUCAUGAAGAAUUAUGCGAAUCCCAAAAAGGUGGUUUGUUUUGCUAAUUCAAACAGGAGCCAACGUGUGAAAAUCUCUUCAGUGUAAUCCCAUUGGCCAUUUUCAUGGGGAAUUGGUUUUGAUAUAUCACUUUUGUCUUGUCACAUGAUAGCGAGAAUGUUAUAUUCAGCUUAGUCAAAAAAGAGAUUGUUCUAAUUAUAUAAAAAUGCAAUGUUCUCAUGAAUCAAAAUAUGCCUUGUUUUCAA